AUGACGAUGCAGAAAGGAGAGCCGAAAGCGCCGCUCGUGCCGGGAGGCGGGCCGAGGCAUCUCAAGCUCUUCAUGCACCCUCCGAGCAUACCCACCAAGUUCCAGACGUUCCACUUUGACGACCGAGAGCCCAAGGGAUUCAACUCGACGGCGCCUCGCUUUGAUCUCAACCCGAAUGAGCUGCCGGGACCUGGAUACUACCAGAAGCCAAGCAGAAUCGCUUUGAUCGACGAAGCGUCGAUAUCCAAGAAGGGCUUUGGAGUCGGGUUCGCGUCAAAGCUCCGACGCUUUCGGAAGCCUCCGACCGAGCUCGAGUUUCUGCCCGUCGCUCCUGGGCAAUACAACGUCUCGGGUCAUUCUCGGUACAGCCAUUCGCUCUCAUCAUCCAAGACAUCAAGCUUUGCAAAGCCUGUUGCCGCGCCGGCCCCAAAGCGACGGGCGCUGCCGGGACCAGGCCAAUACGAUGCUGCCCCUCCAACUAAAUCCGGCCAUGUUGCUGAGUCUGGGGCUGUAUUUGUGUUCAAAAGCAAAACGAGGCGGUCCGAGAUCAACUGCCCAGAGGCCACACCCGGAUGGGAUGCCCCACCGCCAGGUGCCUACGAGGUUCGGGACAUUACGCAUCGCUCAGGCGCUGUUGCGGCAUUCAAGAGUACCAUUCGCAAGCAACAGUCGUCCCAGAAAACCAACGCACCUGGUCCAGGUUCCUACGAGCUGAUCAACAAGCCAUUGCGGAAUCUUGCCAAGAGAAGGUCCGAGUUCACCAGUGUCGUCCAGGCACCGCCGCGACCAUAUUCCGGCCACAAGGGCAUCGUGCCUGGUCCAGGCUUUUACGAGCUGGCAUCGGCAUCCGACGCCGUCCAGCACAAGGGCCCAGUCGCCAACCAUGUCUUUGCAUCAGCUUCGCCGCGCUUCCCAGUCAAUCCGAACGGCAGCAAGCCCGGUCCAGGAUUCUACCAGCCCGUUCCAGAACUCAAGUUCCGAUCAUUCCAUCUCAACAUCGAUGGAAUCUGGACAUGAGCCGGUGUGCUCCAGAUCUCUUCGUGGUUAUUGCAAACUAUUACAAAGGAAUCGUGUAUAAAUCUCUGGUCCAUCGGCCAAAUUGUGGAUUUGGUGAUGGGAAUUAUGGUCAGCCGUUCCCUCGG
Messenger RNA from Polychytrium aggregatum, 1142 nucleotides. RefSeq lists its product as uncharacterized. The transcript is spliced from 8 exons. Bases 1 to 1017 code for a protein of 338 amino acids. The record is from RefSeq and is a predicted model, not a curated record. Lineage: Eukaryota; Fungi; Chytridiomycota; Chytridiomycetes; Polychytriales.